UACUGUUAAUAGUGCCCUUGGGCCGCAGCACCUUCUUUUCUCAUUGCUCAUGAAGAAAUCGUGUCUUUUUCGUUUCUCUCCGUAUUUAAAGUAUUCAAUACAUUCGUAACUCUUCAAGAAAACAGAUACGCAAGGCCUAAGGUGUGAUCAAUUUCUUGACGCCCUAAGCAACCAAAAAACAGAAAAGAGCUUGUGUUGUGCGAGUCUUCUUGUGAAGCUAAUAUGGCCAGAGAUAUGGAGCACAACAACAUCAACACAGACGAAAACAACAGCAACAACAGGAACAUGGAUGAAGAGGGCAGCUACAUGGGGGUGCCAAUUCACAGCCAAGUGAUGAAGAUCAAGCAAGAGUUUGAGAAAAUCAAGCACCCGUCUCUGGAGCAGCCUGCAGAGCUGCGACUGAGACGUGUCCUUCUCCGCCAUAUUACUCACCAGCGUUCGCGUUCUCCGCUGGGAUUGGCUGCAUAGGGAGGGAGGGAUGGGGGUUGCCCUGCCUCAGCUUGCAUGGUUAUGGUGGCGACGCUUUAGAUAUUAACUUUUUUGUUUUUUGUUUUUUUUUAUAUUACUGUUUUUC
This is a messenger RNA of Prunus avium (sweet cherry), 574 nucleotides long. RefSeq lists its product as uncharacterized. The record is from RefSeq and is a predicted model, not a curated record. NCBI's taxonomy places the organism in Eukaryota, Viridiplantae, Streptophyta, Magnoliopsida, Rosales, Rosaceae.